Molecule: messenger RNA, 9692 nt
Organism: Dunckerocampus dactyliophorus (ringed pipefish)
Lineage: Eukaryota; Metazoa; Chordata; Actinopteri; Syngnathiformes; Syngnathidae
Gene: raph1b
Product: Ras association (RalGDS/AF-6) and pleckstrin homology domains 1b
Exons: 18
Coding region: 831-5540 (1569 amino acids)
Biological process (GO): signal transduction
Cellular component (GO): cytosol; plasma membrane
Source: RefSeq, a predicted model, not a curated record
AAUUGAUCGGAGAUGCUGCUGCCUUCACGGCCUCACAAUAAAGUCCUACAUUUCGGCUCGGAAUAAACCCCACGUAUGAAUCGACUGAAGAAACGUCACGUUUUUGUGUUUUGUGGGUUUGCUUUCAGACGGAUCGGCAGGAAAGGACACAUUUGACCCGAAAGGAAGGAUGAGCAGCAGCCAAAUGAUAAUAGUAUCGAUACAAGGUCGCAUCAUUAUCGAUUAAAAUCGGAGCCAAUAGUAGUUUUCGCUUUUGUUGAGUUAUGUUUACACGAUUUACUGUAUUUUGCUCAAACUAUUGUAUGUAGUAAAAUUUUAUUAUUUUGCUGAUAAUACUACAUUGUGUUAUAUUCUGAAGCCAUAAGCAUCGGUAAUACUUUUCCUGUAUAUGCUUGGUAACGGAUCGACGCCAGAAUGUGCAGUGUGGCCCACUCCUCCUCUUAAAUGUCCGAUUAUCCUCCAGGCCCUGAAUGCAGCGUGGGUUCUGGGUUGGACAGGAAACGACGGGGACGCGCAGCGUGUCUUCUCCACGGCAAGUGAGAAGAAUGGGUGGCGGUGUGGAAUACGCGUAGAAGAGGCUGAGCGUGAAACCAUGAAGACGACGGACACUUUAAAGGAGUUACUGAACAAAACCGACAGUUGACCGCACAAAAGCGAAGAAGUGUGACGCAUCGCUUCCAUCGCCGCUGAUAUUUCCCCCCACCGGAGGACACAGCAGGAGCAGAGGACCCUCUUUGUCAAUCCCAUUUCAGUCGGAUAAAAGGCAGAGUGGAGUGGUGGUUUUGACUGAACUUUAACCUCAGUAGGAAGAGGGCCAAUCCACUUCAGAGAUGGAGCAGGUAUCAGACGACGAGUUGGAUCAUGGAGCCGAGGAGGACAGUGACAAGGAGGACCAAGACCUGGACAAGAUGUUUGGGGCCUGGCUGGGGGAGUUGGACAAGCUCACACAGAGUCUGGAUGACAGCAGACCCCAGAAGGUACUGCAGAAGCCUCCUCUCAGGCAGGAGACAAACAUGGCAAACUUCUCCUACCGCUUCUCAAUGUAUAAUAUCAACGAGGCACUGAACCAGGGAGACACGGUAGACUUGGAUGCCCUGAUGGCUGACUUGUGUACCAUCGAACAGGAGCUUAGUACCAUUUCGAAGCCAAACUCUCGUAGCCAGAGCAAGCGGGCGCCUGGGGGACGCAGUGCCAGCACCAAGCACGCAGGCGCCAGCGGAGGCGGAAGCAGUGGAGGAAGUGCCAGUAGCAGCACCAGGGCAUCUCCGGCCAACACGGUGCGAGGCAGCAGUUCCACCACACGCCCUGUUGCCUCCAACAUUUCCCUGGAUGACAUCACCUCUCAGCUGGAAAAGGCCUCUCUCAGCAUGGAUGAAGCCGCCCGUCAGACCUCCUCGUCUUCCUCGUCCUCUUCGUCCUCGUUCUCCUCCGCCACGCUGCGGCGACUCUCAUCCGGGUCGUCCGGCGGCGGGCAGCAUCGGCGGACGGGCUCGGUGGGUGCUGUGAGUGAACAAGAAGCUCCUUCCCAGCGCUCCAGCGUCAACUCGGUGUCCGCGUCCAGCAUGGACUCCCUGGACAUUGAUAAAGUGAUGGCGGCUGGAGAGGCGGACGGCAGGAGCAGCCCGACCUCGCAGGGACAAAACCAGACGAGCACAGAGCAUGUCACACUGCGGUGGGCCGACGGUAAAACGGCUAGGCGGCAACUCGACUUCACCUUGCAAGAGGGUGAAGUGGAUCGGGCCACUCACUCCUAUCUGGACCAAGAAACUUCGCUCAUUCUGAAAAGCAUAGCUGGAAAGCCUUCUCACCUCCUGACCAAGGAGGAGCAAGCCGCUAAGCUGAAGGCAGAGAAGAUCCGAGUGGCCCUGGAGAAAAUUAAAGAAGCUCAGGUCAAAAAGCUGGUGAUCAGGGUGCACAUGUCAGACGAGAGCUCCAAGACCAUGAUGGUGGACGAGAGGCAGACGGUCAGGCAGGUCCUUGACAGCCUGCUGGACAAGUCGCACUGCGGCUACAGCCCUGACUGGUCUUUGGUGGAAACCAUCAAUGAGCUGCAAAUGGAGCGUAUUUUUGAGGAUCACGAGAACUUGGUGGAGAAUCUGUUGAAUUGGACGCGGGACAGCCACAACAAGCUGAUGUUCAUUGAGCGCAUUGAGAAAUAUGCUCUCUUCAAGAACCCUCAGAACUAUUUGCUGGGGCGGAAAGAGACCUCUGAAAUGGCAGACAGGAACAAGGAGGCUUUAUUGGAGGAGUGCUUUUGCGGUGGCUCUGUCUCGGUGCCAGAGAUUGAAGGUGUGCUGUGGCUAAAGGAAGAUGGGAAGAAGUCAUGGAAGAAACGCUACUUCCUCCUCAGGGCUUCUGGAAUCUACUAUGUCCCCAAAGGCAAAGCCAAGGCAUCGAGAGAUCUUGUGUGCUUCCUGCAGCUGGACCAUGUUAAUGUGUAUUAUGGUCAAGACUACCGCAGCAAAUAUAAAGCUCCUACUGACUACUGCCUGGCCUUGAAGCAUCCACAGAUCCAGAAGAAGUCUCAGUAUAUUAAGUACCUGUGCUGUGAUGAUGUCAGGACUUUGCACCAGUGGAUCAAUGGAAUUCGAAUUGCAAAGUAUGGGAAGCAGCUCUAUGUGAACUACCAGGAGGCUAUGAAAAGAACAGAGGCAGCCUACGAUUGGUCCUCUCUCUCCACCUCUAGUAUCCGAUCAGGCUCCAGUUCUGCAAGCAUACCAGAAUUACAGUCUAAUCAUUCAGGGCAUUCAGACAGCGGUGUGGACACAGGUUCCUCUCAUGGUCGUUCCCAGAGUGUGGUGAGCUCCAUUUUCUCUGAGGCCUGGAAGAGAGGCACUCAAAUAGAGGAGAACACCAAGAUGCGAAUGGAGGCGUCCAGAGGGGCCACUUUGCCGCAUGCUUCCCACGGCCACCGCCAUCACAGCCAGCAUUCAGUUGACCACCCGGCCUUGACACCCCCUCCUCAGCCUCAGGCUCAUCCUCACCAACAGCCUCAACCACAGGGUGUAGAGCCGCACAUGCCGCCCCAGUCGCCUCAACAGGUCCCCCUGCCACAGUCGCCUCAGCGCUCACAGCAGCCUCCCCAACAACUGCAGCAUCUGCACACCAUGAGCAACUACAACCACGUGCCCCCACAACAGCCGCCACACCUUGGCAGCAACUACAGCCACAUGCCGCCACCGUCACCUCAACAGCAGCAGAUGCACUCAAACUACACCCAGGUGCCUCCCCAACAGGCGCCACACACAGUCAGCAACUAUAACCAUGUGCUCCCGCAACCGGCUGCACACACAGUCAGCAAUUACAACCAUGUGCCCCCACAACCGGCGCCACCAACUGUGAGCAACUACAACCAUGUGCCCCCGCAACCGGCGCCACCAACUGUGAGCAACUACAACCAUGUGCCCCCACAACAGCUGCCACCAAGUGUGAGCAACUCCAGCCCAUUCCCUCCCCCGCAGCAACAGCCCGCUCCUCCACCGCCUCCACCACCACCACCGCCACCACUGCCACCCCAGGUCCUAAGUGUGUCACACCACUCUCCGGCUCUCACCAUGUACAAGUUCAGCACGAUAAACAGGCUACAGAACCAGAAGUUCCCCCAGGGUGCCAGUCACCGCAGGAUGCCCACACAGCAACUUUCUCCGUCUCAGACAGCGCCCACCACACAGGCACCUAUCAAACCAAAUGUGAACCACAUUGCGGCAAGGACUAAUGUCCCGCCGCCACCCCCUCCUCCACCACCACCAUCGAUGCCAACCCCUGGCUCAGCCAUGGCCGUCUUGAAGCUUGGCUCUCAGAAUCCAGGUGUCCUCGCUGCCUUCAUCCCACAGACGAAUGGGGGAGCAUUUCCACCCCCUCCUCCUCUACCACCUCCAGCUGCACCGGGUCCAGUCAGCCAGUCAACUUACCACAUUGGGCUGAAGCAUGCACUGAAGGAAAGGUUUCCUAGCCCACCACGGGAUCUUUUAUCUGCAAAUGGAGAUCUUGAAGUGUCACCGACUCCCACCCCUGCUCCCCCGCCACCACCUCCCCCUCCUCCACCUCCCCCACCUCCUCCUCCACCUCCCCAGCAGACCCAUGUUCCUGCCCAGUUCCCGCCUCCUCCACCAGCACCACCCAAAUUCAUUACGCCAGGGUUUGUUCCCAAACCUAUGUCACCUGUCUCACCCUUCCCACCUGCCCCACCUCCCGCCUCCAUGGGUGGGCUGCCGCCACCGCCGCCGCCACCCCCUCCUCCACCUGCUCCCCUCAAGAAGCAGUUCAGUCUCCAGACAGGCUACACCUCCAGCCAGCCUCCGCCAACACUGCCCAAGCAGCACAGCCUGUCUAAGCCCCCAGCUGUUAGCACAGGUACCCCGCCUGUAACGUCAUUGGUGAAGCAGCUCACAAGUCAGUUUCCAGGGGCUUUAACUCAAGGAGCCCCGCUCUCCCCACCUGCAGUCAAGUCCAAACCAAAAUGGCAGCCUGGAGGCGGUCAGCAGCUACAGUCUCCAGAGUUCCCGCCCCCUCCGGACAGUGCUCAAGUCAACGGUGGUGGUUUCCCUGCCCCACCACCUCCACCACCAGCUCCCUUGGCCCCUGCCUCAUGCCCAACACCCCCACCCCCUCCCCUUCCACCUGGGAACAUGGGAUCCCCUGUGAGGAAGUCACCUUCUGGCAACUGCAGUCUAGGAGGUAAAAAACCUCCUCCCACCCCCCAAAGAAACUCCAGCAUCAAGUCCAACUCUUGUGCAUCCUAUGAGGAAUCUAGGAGGAACCUGCUCAGCAAGUUUGCUCCCCAGAGCAACACCCCUCCAUCCUCCCCAUCUCCCACCUCUGCCUCCACUGGCUCCCCAUCAAAGGAUCCAUCAGGGGGUCCCCCUGCACCCCCCAAACCUGGCAAGCUCAACCUGGCCAACCUUCCCUUGGCCCUUCAGGCCAAAGUGAAUCAGGCAAAACAAUCUGGUGGCGACUUCCCUUCCCCGCCACCCGAGUGCGCCUACUUCCCUCCUCCACCGCCAGCGUCUGAACUGUUCCCGCCUCCACCUGCUCCUGGUAGCGAUUCGCAUAGUGGUGGCCCUCCCAGAGUGGCUGUGGUCAACCCCCAGCCCCAAGCUCCCCCUCCUCCAGCUAUUUCUGUUAUCAAUAACUCUUCAUGGGGUAAGGGCUCGCUUAAAAAGACUCCUCCCCCGCCAACCCUUGUGCGCCGAAGCAACACCACGCCAGAGCCCCAACCACUCUCACCACCACCACAGCUCCCUCCACCCACCUCACCUAAGGGCAGCUCAGGACAGCCCAACUUCCUCGAGGACCUGAACCGGACCCUUAAGCGAAAGUCUGUGGGUCGGCAAGGCAAAAUGGACCCUGCUGGGACGAUGGAUGACAUGGCGCUUCCUCCACCACCGCCUGAGCUGCUCCUGGAUCAGGGCAACCAGAGCAAUGGAGGAAAUGGCGGCUACAUGUCCAGUAACAUCUCAGGCUAUGCAACACUACGACGGGGACCCCCACCUGCACCACCUAAACGGGGGGACGGCACCAAGCUUACUGGAGAGUGUUGAAAAGCAAAUGUGAGAAUAUUCCGCUCUGUUUUGGAUCCUAAUAACAAAUAGUCUGUGUAAAUACUUAAAGCCAAUUGACAUUGUGUUCAACAAGGGUUCACAUUUCUCAGAUGCUUGGGUUUCUCGAUCUGCAGGCAUUUGACAGCAUCUCUUCAUUCAUUAUAGCGGCAAGGUUUCAAACUGGAAACUCCCAAACUCUGGAAGGCGUCCUAUCCUGCAUUUGCAGCUUUUCAGACGUAUAUGUUUCAAAUGAUGUACUCUUGUUGUUCAUGAUGUGCACGUACCAUAUAAUGGCUUGGUGGGUUUUGAAGUUAUCCCUGGUUUCAAUUUGAUGCCACUCCAAAUCUUGUGAACGGUCAGGUAUGAGAACUUAAAGAGACUUCCGCACCUUUUGAAUAGCUCACGCCACACCUUUAGCGCAUCCAUGUAUGGCAACUCGCCAGGUGUAAGUUCCGUUGGUGACUUUUACUGGGGGGGUUUAAGGCAGCAAUGGGAAUAUUUUUUGCUUUCUGGGGAGCUAAAGACCCACCUUACAGUCACUACUCCUGAACAAAGCACAGUUUGACUGCAAAUUCUCCAAUAUUUCUCAAAUUCUUGACUGUUUGCUGAUAACCAGUUUAAGGGGCAUGUCUCUGUGCAGCGCUGGAGCCCACCCUCGAGCCCUGACCAAUCUCAACAGAGGGAGGCUGCCGACUGAGAGGAGAAGAAUGGAGAUUUACCAUGUACACAACUUUGAGAUGGCGUAUUUUAUCAAAAGAAACAUACUAUAGUGCAUCAUUUUAAAAGCCCCUGAAAUGAGCAAGAUAUGGCCGCUUUAACGAUAAAUCCCAUCUGGUGCACCAAGCAUUUGAACUAAACACAAAUCAAAACUAAGUAUCCAAGCUUCUUGUGCCACGUACGGGAAAGCUGGAAAAAAGGACCUUGCUCAGGCUGUAAAUGGGAGUGCAUGUGUGGUGCGAUUGCGGACUGAUAUGCAUUGUGCGCAUGCACGUACACACAUACAUAUGGUAGCAGGGAUGGAAGUGGAGGCCGAUGCGGAACAGGGACAGUUUGCUUUUGUGUGAAAUUAUUUAAGUGUAUUUGGGAUCAACGGAUGUUUGGUCAAAUGUGAUGAUGGAAUGUAUACUGGAAGUGAAACAUGGGUGUUGGUGGGUAAUACCGACCUUCAAUUCUGCGGUGUCUUAAACAUUUCUAGAGGGUCUCAUCUUGUGACAAAAGCAAAGUAGGAGGCCUUAUUCUUGAAGUCUUGCACAAUAGCAGUGUAGAAAGGAUGGUUUUUUUUUCUUAAGGCUCAGCAGACUGGGGCUGAAAUCGCGCUUUACCCUUUUUAAUCAAAUGCAAAACUUCCCAUGGACUUGUUUUAAAACGCCUCGUGGAGUGCUUUUUGUUGUUUGGUUGUUUUUUUUUUUAUCAGUUUGUACAGCUGAAGUUUUCCCCAUUGUCCCUGCCAAGUCACAUGAUCACAAUCCAGGAAGUAGACUGGCUUGAUCUGUGUGAUGGAGCCACAAAGCGACAUGUUGGCCUGCUUAAUGUACAGCGCAUCAACUCCUGUAGACCACAGAACUCAUUUGACAAACUUAAGACUUGAAUGUUGAUCUCAUAUGAGUGCGUCUGUUGUAUCUUGGCCUUCCUUUUGCAAGGUGCUUGUGCUGUUCUUACAUUGCAACAUGUGUGAGGAUGGCAUUUAUAUUUACGUCACCAUUUAAAAAUGAAAUUGAUUCGAGUGAUUUUCGUUUAAGAUGGGGUGGGGAAAAGAGUUGCCUGUGGUUUAACAUGUUACUCUUUUAUUGUACCCAACUCAGUUGUGGCAUAUCAUUUCGAAUAAAAAAAGUACAGUAUCACAAUCCCUAACAGGAUAUUUGCUACAGUUCUGUAAGUUAUUGACGUGCUCAUGUGGGACUUAAAUGGUUGCAGACUGAAUACGUGUCAUUGCAUAUAAACCGAAAAUCACAAUAUAAAUGUUCAAACAAUAAUCUGUCCCGCGUCAUUUGUUGUCAAACUCUGUCUUCCACACAGUGUUUUAUGAUGCAGUCCAAUCUAGCAGGGUAUUACCAAAUGCAAUCACAAUAUGCAAUGCGAAAACGCAAUUGGAAAAGACAAAUACAAAACAGGAAAAACAACGGCAAAUUUGAAUAAACUAAGACAAUACAGAAAACAUUUAGAGAAAAUAAUAACAAAAAUAUGACUACAUUUGUAUAUUUUUUUAUUAUUGAAUCUCUUUGUAUUUCCGCAUUUGUAUAUUUUUGUAUUAUUGAUUCUCUUUGUAUUUCCACACGUAUUCCCUUUUAAUUUUGGCACUCCUGUGAUAAUUUACCUCCUCAAGAUUGCGCCACACAGCUUCAUCCAAAUCUGCAUUCGUCAGCGCAGAUAUUUUUCCAAGACUUCCUAUGACAUCUUCCACCAACCUUAAAAUAUAAUCCGUUGGAAAAUUGUCCUCCACCAACCGAGCAAUUGCUCAUAAUUCUCGUUGAACACCUCUUCUCAAUUCGUCCACGUUCGUCCGCCAUAUUUAAAUUCCCCCCCGUUUACUUUUGAUAAACGUCUACUUCCUGUCCGUGAUAUUUUUGUCCGGGCUCCCGAGUUUCCAUAACUACAUAGCCCCUGCAAGCAGGAAUCGUGUAAUCACGCUGGAGUAGUCAUCAUCCUGGCAGAAUGACCCGCCCACAGCAUAGAUCGAGUUGACCUUGUCCAAAGCAGCCCCAAGUCCCCGGUCUGCCAUCGACUUCAGCUCAGCAUUGUACAGCGGGACGCCUAUUUAAAAACUUAAUGGUCACGUGACACGUGGCCGCUAAGUGCUCGGUACAGGAAUCAAACUCACCUGAGCGACUGCAGCAGAGCUAAGAGAAGCAUGUGCGGCUUCAUCUUGACGAGCACAAAAAAAAACGAAGCAUCUCAACACUUUAUUUGUAUGCCGGUGAAAUCUACUUUGCCCCGCCUCUCAGCCUCAAUCACCUCUGGCAAGUGUUCUCAACCUUUGUUCCGCGUUAUUGAUUCCACCCUGAUGUGCCAAUUCAAAUGAGGACAUUUUAAAACAGUGCUUAAACUUCAAUUCACUUUACACAAAAUAGGUUUAUAAAACAACACACAGAACACGUGCUGUGCAUAGGGCCCCGCCAUCCAUGGGGGCCGCAUUUUGUCUGGGCUUCCCUGCCUUGACUGCUGCCUCCACGACCUGACAUCGGAUAAGCGGAAGAAGAUGGAUGAUUGGGGUGCAUUGUCGGCAAAUGCGCAUAGGAUACACACCGAGUCACCUCGAGGCAGGAGAGAAAAAAAUAGACGAGUAAUCUGACGCCGCGCUCGUUGCCACAAUUAUUUUACCCACUCAACAGUCAGUCCCUGGUGGUGUAAUGGUACAGCUGCUACCCGUUAAGGCAGAGAACACAGACUUGAUCCCAACUCUGGGCAGUUUUUUUAAUAGUUAUAAUUUGUUAUUUUGCACUAAAACAAUAAAAAAAAAAGUCUGCUUUAGGUCCCGAUAUGGCCAGGGGCGGCUCUGCAAAUAGUAUUCAGUCAGUCCAAACACACGCAGAGCAAUCAGGCCUGUUUGUCAUGUUUAUGUUGCAGCUGCAAGCCAGAAAGGCAAAGCAAAUGCAGAAUUUUUGCACAUUUACCAUAAAAAAAAUAAAUGUCCCCAAGUGCAGUUUCCAGUCCCAAGCAAACAUGGAGUCAUCGUUCAACUGUCCCCAUCAGAAGCUCCAUGGCGGCCAGGAAGGAGACUUGAAAUUCCUGAUCUGAGAAGCGAGUCACCGACUGGCGUGCGUUGUGUCUUAUCUGGAGACGGUUCGUAGACGGUAGAUUGAGGAUCUUCUCGAUGGCCUCGGCGUAGCUGUCCUCAUCAUCUGCAAGGAAGCCCGUCUGGCCUCCCUCGAAGGGCACUACGAUGUCCAGCUUGGGACCACCAGACUUGUGGGCGAGGAUGACUUUCCCUGCUGCCAUGCACUCCACGACACCUGGAGAGGGGUUGCCAGAGGUGUCACACAUACAAUAAAAUUCCCAAACAGGUGAGUGGUGAUCAAUUACCUAUCCCAAAGUGCUCAUUCCACAUGGUGUGCAGUCCAAUAGUGGCUUCCUGCAACUCCCUCUUCAACUCUGCAAAGGGUACAUUCAGUUUAAACUCCACCUUGUCGGCCACGCCCUGCUCCUGGCAAAGCC